Molecule: messenger RNA, 3417 nt
Organism: Cherax quadricarinatus
Lineage: Eukaryota; Metazoa; Arthropoda; Malacostraca; Decapoda; Parastacidae
Source: RefSeq, a predicted model, not a curated record
AUUGCAUCAAGUUUCGUUCACUGACAAUGUAGUGUAAACCAUUGUGGUGAUAAAACAGUACAUUCAUUUACAUUACACACAAUUGUUGCUUAUAACAGUUUUCGUCGUGUUUGUUCAACAAACACAACGUUUAUGCUAAAUAUCGUAACGUCAUAUAUAUUUUCAGUUUGUUAGGUGUGAUGCUUAUGGACUACGCGAGGGUCAUUAAGACUGAAUUUCACCUGUAUUCCAACACCAAGAAUACUUUAAUCCCUAAAAUACGGACUAAAGUUAAACCCUCAGUGUUUAUGCUCCUCCCGGUGUGUACACAUUAUUUUCAGUUACAUUUGAAGAUAGUUAACCCCCUCACCUUGAAGGUCUGUUGCCAUUUUGCAUACACUAUUUCAUUUAUAAUACUUGAUCCUAUGGGAUGUUGGUAGUAUUUACUGUACGAACAAGUUGUUUUUAAGAAUAAUGAGUACAUAUAACAUGCUAAAAGGUCUGAGACUAUUGAGAUAUAUAUAGAUGUAUCGUUAACAUAAAGCUCCGCGAAAAUUAUAUUAAAUGCCAUGAAAAGUGGGUGCAGCUCUUCAGUGUGUAUCCAGACUGAAGGAAGUGAGGACGUAUGUGUAUGGAACUCUCGUCCACUUUAAUUGUACCUCUUUAUUGAGUUUUUAACUGAGUGUUUACCUUGUAAUUUAUUAAGGAGUUAUAUGCACGGAACGCAAGGAAAGAUCAGUAGCAGUUCUGCUGUUCGACAGUUGUGAAGGUUGUGAUGCGUGGGGAGAAUGGUGAGGCUAUUGUGGGUGGAGGCAGAGAGUUGGUAAAUGAUGAGCUGAUGAUAUCAACAAGCAGAGAGAUGAAGGGUUCCCCCAGCCCACCACUGAGUGCUGCUGUCUCUCAGGUCUCCCUGGCCCCCAGUGACCUGACCACCAGUGAUCCUGAUCUGGCUGCCUCCUCGGCCUACUCCUCGGGUUCCUCUAGACCGCCCUCGUCACAGUUGUCUCUGGCUGCCACUGACCUAGAUCUGAUAGCAGAUGUAUGUUCCAGGCCUCCUUCAUCUGGUAUAGACACGCCUGACCUUGCAUUACCAGCUCCUGAGGACUACACCACUGAAACAGUGGAAUUUCCAACAAGUCCUCUUGCCUUGAAGACUGGUAGAGAGAGGUGUAAUGGUGUUUGUUUUGUGGAGUCAGAUGAAGUAAUUGGAGACGUUCAUCCUGGCAGGCAAAACUUCCUCACUCCCAGUUAUGUAUCAGAUGAGUUAGAAUCCUCUGACGAUUCACCCAAGCAAGAUGCCUUUGAAGUUGGUAGUGAUCUGGAGGAAGAGUAUUUUGAAGAAUUUCAUCUUCCCAACUCUCAUGAAAAUGCCUUUGUGAGGCACAAAAGUUUUCGACGAAAGGUAAAUCUGACACCCAUCCAUGCUCCUGAUGCUGAGAAGAUUGAAGGGUUAGUACGAACUGGCGAGUUUCAAAGGCAUGGAAGUAUGCGAAGGAAAAUUGUUCCUGAAGAAACUUCUGUUCUAAAGGAAUCUAAUAUCAGAGGCAGAUCAAAGUUAGUUAAUCAUCAUAACUUGGAAGAAAUUGAUACAAGUAGUUCUUUGUCAUCAGAUAUUAAUGGAACCUUUGCAAGAGACCUCAGGGAAAUAGAGAAUAUGUUAAACGACAGUGAAGAAGUGGGAGAAAAUAUUUCUGACAUUGUGGCUGGUGAUAAUCUUAUAAAUGAAAAGUUGACUAAUGAUGCAGUACUUCCAGAGUCACAUCAAGGGAUUCAGCAUGCUAAUACAUCCACACCAAAAUCCAACAGUACCAAGAAGAGCUCUGAUUGUGCUUCAAUAGACAUCAGUUUGAACAUGAAUGAAGAAACUCCAGGUGAUGAAAGCCUGAGCAUUGAACAAAGCACACUUAUGAAGGUUAGAGAAUGUCUGGACUUCACAAAAUAUAAAGAUAUAUACAACCUUAGUGGGAGACUACAAGACAUCCUUACACCUAAGGAAAUAGAGGAAGUUUUGAAUAAUUCUGAGCGUUACAGCAAAUAUGUUAAUAAGGAUGUAAUAGAGGCCCUUCACAACUCUUUACAGGAGCAGCAUAAUAAUAAUAAUAAUAAUAACAGUACUAGCAAUACUGAUAGUGGAAUUUCCUCUCCCAAAAAAAUGAUCUCUGCAGAAGGGUUGGAUUUGGAUAACUUUGUAAAGAUGGAUAUCCGGGCUGUAUUUGAUGACAGUAACCCCAAAAUAGUUGAUUCUGAAGCUAAUAUUUCAAAGUCUUCUAAUGCAUUUAUUGAUGACGAAUUUGAGGACAUGGGCUUCAGGUUUGAGAGACGUAGAUCACUACGGCUUGGUAAAACAGGGCACAAAGAACUGGAAGUUGAGGGUGUUUUCAUUGAAAGCAAAUCUCAGGACAUUGGCCUUAAAAAGAUAAGAGCUCCUACUCUUGACCUAAGUGGUAGCACUAGUGAAGAGUGUGCUGAAGUACCAGAUUUAUCAAAUCCUGACAUUACUGAUGCAUCAGUUGCUAAAGAACAAGAUUGUUUAACAGGUUUUGGAAGCAGUAAUAUUAAUAACAAAGUAGUGCCAUCUCCAUGUGUUCUUGUGCCAGAUAUUGUAAUUACAAACACUUAUGAAGACAAUAGUAAAGAUGAAUCUAGUGCAUCCAUUUUGCUGAUUGAAAACAGUGAUAUUUCUGACAAGACCUCCACACCUGUUACUUUUGGAACUUCUAAUAGUAAUAAGACUAAUUUUACAGAAGAAAGACCAGUGAAUUUGGAGUUUGGUACUCCAAACCAUCGAAAACGAAUCUCGGUAGCUGAUGACAUCUUAUGUUCCCCUGUUGAAGAUGACACCAUUUCUGUUGCAUCAUCAUUUAGCCAGAGGAGUAAUGGAGAACAAGAGGAUGAUAUUGAGGAAGAAGACUUGGAGGGCUCAGAACCUGCAGAGAUGAAGUAUAAUAUGGACCAUGAACCUCUACCACCACCGCCACCACAGCUUAUACCAGAGUUUUCUGCUGCCGAAGAAACUGCUGAGGAAAGACACUGGCGGAGUGUGGUAAUUGGUGGUGUGUGGAGGAAGAUUGAUAUGAAAGUCAUAGCUCCAUACCGCAAGUGUAUAAGCCAUGGAGGCUACUUGGGAGAAAACCAGAAUGCUGUGAUAGUCAUCUGUGCUUGCCAGCUGCCUGAUCGUUCAAGACGCGACUACAACUAUGUUAUGGACAACCUCUUCUUAUAUGUUCUAUCCACUCUGGAGCAGCUGAUAGCUGAUGAUUAUAUUUUAGUUUACCUUGCUGGUGGCACCCCAAGUUCUACUAUGCCCAGUUUUCACUGGCUAAAACGAGCAUACCAGAUGAUUGAUAGGAAGCUUCGUAAAAACUUGAAGGCCCUGCAUGUGGUGCAUCCAACCUUUUGGGUCCGAGCUAUGGUGACAUUCUCAAGACCUUUCAUUAG